Messenger RNA from Protopolystoma xenopodis, 2679 nucleotides. Lineage: Eukaryota; Metazoa; Platyhelminthes; Monogenea; Polystomatidea; Polystomatidae. The record is from the annotation of a GenBank genome assembly.
AUGUCUGCCGAGGCUUCAAAAAAAGUUCAAUCAGAUGAUCCCAGUCUGUCUCAAUCUGCCUCAAAACUGCUAUACCUAUCCGAUAAUUUGACGGAAUGGACAUCACCUUUGGAAACUGAUCGAAUUCUUCAUUCCACUUCACCAGACAUUUCCAGCAGACUGAUGCGAGGAAUUUUAACUUUGGGUACUCUCAGAACUACAGAUUCCGACGUUACAGUUAUGGAUUCUAAAAAGGCUGACAAGAGGGAUGCUUUUGAGGAUGAACUCCAGAGUAGUGACAGACAGGAUAAACUUAAAGUCAAUAUUGCAGGAACUACUGGCUCUUUACUCUGGCAAUCCGCUAAAGCCCUUAUAGCCUACUUAGGGAAACCACCUAAAGCAAUCCAUAGUUACUGUCAAAUCAGAGGAACUGGAUUUGCUUGUCAAGCUGUCUCAUUCACCCCCUUUGACUAUCCUAACUCUCAGCUGUUGUGUGUGCUCAGCCUUAGUCGGUUGGAGUUUUUUGAGACAUCAGACAACUCCGAUACCACCAGUGAAGAGAUUGGUGAAUUGUCUGAAGAUAUCGACGACAAGUAUGCCUUGUCACCUGAAGCUACUGACGAUAAGCACUUGGUUUCCAAGCCUUCCUUUACUAGGUGUUGGUCCUUAAGUCACAUCGACCCUAUGCCGCAUUGGCGAUGCCUCGCCGUUUCUAAGACUAGUGAAGAUCUUCCGAUGCCCGUAAUAGCUAUUGGCUAUAGCAAUGGGUCCAUUGAACUAAUAAACUCUGGCAUACAGGAACAGACCGAGACCGACGAUGCAGCUUUGUAUCCAGAUGCCUCGCUUAGACGAUCCCGCAUUCAUUUGCCCUGUUCAACAGAACUUAUUGCAAAAAAUCUUGUCAAUUUUGACGCCUCUUCCCUGCUCCCUUUAGCCUCUUUAGACUUCAUUGAUCAGGACCAUCUGCUAGUAGUUCAUAUAUCCGGAUUUCUGCAUAUCUGGAAGUUGGACUGGUCUUCAAAGCGCUUUCCAAUUCGGCUUCUAGUUAAUCGUCUCAUUGGGCAAACUCAGCACCCAGUCUUGGCUGCAGCAUACGACUCUGAAUCUAAGUUUUUUGUGUAUUCAACCUUGGUGAAUUGGCCGUUUGACACUAGACUCCACACCAAAAUUUCCUCGGAAGCUUUUUCGCGACAUGGUCUUUAUCUGUAUUGUAUUUCGGUCGAUCCACCCCACCUGAAACCCAGUGCUCCAAUCCAUUCUACGGCCGGAGACCUUGUAGAUUACUCAGCAGAUGAUCGCUGGCUGUUCUCUAAAGUCAUGUCCAAUCUUUUAUUUCUCUCUGGCCGUCUAGUCUCGAGCUUGCUCUCAAGUCAAAGCUCAAUGCGUGCUGCUGAUCCACAUACAGAUGCCAUCGUUAUGCUCCGCCUGACUAGGCCGUUUUCAGACGGUUCCAGUGGUACCAGUCUUCUUGCCGGUGGGCUGCAUUGCAGUGGCGCUGUGUCUGUCUGGCGUCUACCGAGCUGUGAACCCCUUUUGCUUCUAGCCGCACCUCUUUCAAAACUCACUGCUGACUGGCCUAGACCGCUAGCUGCCGACUCUGCCUAUUGCCUAGCCUGGUGGACACGACGUCAUAUGCCCACACAAAAUACGGACUUCCUGUUAGCUCUGCUACAAGUAGGAGGUCUUCUCACCAUUUUGGAUUUAACCGGUCUUAAAAAUCAGCUUACUUCAGUGUGCGACCGGAAGCUUGAUUGUCAGACUGGCCGAGAAGAUGAUAAAGGAGAUUGUUUUAAUUUAGUGGCUGACGAGAAGGAAAAAGAUGUCCCAGGCCUCCAGCUCCAGAGAUACUCGCGCUUCAUAAAACAUGUUGAUUUGUCGGAAUGUCGAUACCAGAGAACCGAUAAGACCUUGUUGACAGUCGAUUCUUGCGGCCUUGGUGGAGGUAAUGUUAUAGUGCUGCAAUGCCUAGAAAUCAACCCAAUGGCUAUGAGGCCUCCAAAAGAGUCAUCGCUGGAAGAGACUGCAGCUCCAGAAGCAUCACUUUCCAAUAUCUCUUUUGGUGCCAAAUUGUUUAUACGUUUUAUCCGCCUUCUUGAGCCGCUUCUCAUUCGAAUCAGGCUGCCCAGGCAGCAACUUCUCAGGUUAACCGGUUUACCUCCUUCUUUGUUGAAAAAAUCCUUGGUCAAUCCUAUUUCGUGCGAUUUGAAAGGCACUUCAUCCAGCCCAAUGACUGACACUGAUCCCGUCCUAGGUGAGUUUACUAUCGUUCGGCUUGCGGCUACCACAUCAGAAGGCUUAUUUCAACACUGUCUCCGUGCUGGAGAGUUCGCUGAAGCCUUUGCCAUUGCGAAACGUUCCGGAUUUCCGAUUGACAAUGUUUAUAAAACACAAUGGCUGCGGCCAUUUCUACCAGGCCAGAAGGUUCUUAGCUCAUCUGAGGAAUUUCUAAGCCAUAUUGACACCAGCUUAGCUCGAGUAUGCAAUGAUCCGGCUUGGGUGGUGCACCAAUGCUUGACACGAUUGCCCAAGGCCGAAUGGAUCUCGUCAGAAUGGCAUUCAAUUGACGUACUGCACUGUGUUCGACACAUGCUGGAACUCGGGUUAGAGCGAUUGAACUCAGCUGGUUUGGACAGCUCUGUAGCCAAGCACAGGAUUCAAACUCGUCUACUCAAUCUUUAUUUGAGCCACAUUUCGCUCUUC